This is a messenger RNA of Paramuricea clavata, 2863 nucleotides long. The record is from the annotation of a GenBank genome assembly. Lineage: Eukaryota; Metazoa; Cnidaria; Anthozoa; Malacalcyonacea; Plexauridae.
AUGUUGCAAAACGGGAACACAACCUUGGGAGAUCAUGCCACUGUGAGUAAGUCGUGCCGUACUGUACAAGCACCAGAAACGUAUAUCGCACCUUACACCAACCGAGAAAAAGGAACCAUAUCUUUACGAAGCCACAGUUCUGACAUUUCCAUUGACGACAAAAGCUAUCAAGAUGAGCAGCAAUUUGCAAGGAAUGCUGAUUUUGUGUACACAUUAUCGCGUAAGUACGCAUCUGAGAGUGGGCUCUUAUUUCCAGGAUGGACCGGGCUCAAUACGCAAGUUCACAAAGAAAUUCCUACUGUCACAAACAUUGGUUACUUGCCGGUGAUCGAUGCGCCAGUCACGGAUUUGGCAACAGUUAAUGCCUUACUCAAGCACAGAGUUUCUAUAUGCCAACGCCUUCAACUUCCAGAGAUCGUGCUGUAUUUGACGAAGCACUCUAUGCCAAAGCGCAGAUGCUAAGGUGGAAGAACGAAGAAUGUAAGAAUCGACUGGUGAUUAGACUGGGAGACUUCCACACCAUUAUGUCGUUCUGCAGUGCCAUAGCUAAAAUUUUCAAAGACGCGGAACUGGAAGUGGGUUUUUAAUACCUCAUUUGUCCGUCCGUUCUGUUGUUUAUUAGUUUGUAUGUUUGUGCGUUUGUGUGUUUGCUUGUAUGUUCACCUUCUAUGAAAUCAUCUACUAAGCUAAUCCAAAUAUUUGUUCGUUUAUUUAUUGAAUGACAAAUGCAAAUUGAUCGACGUACAAUUAACAGUGUGCAUUUUUCCAAAUUGAUAUUUUAGGAUAUCAUGAUCGAAUCAGAGAUAGUUGCCCCUGGAUCCGUUAAAGGUGUGUUAUCUGGGAAGCAUUAUAAUCGCUCUGUAAGAGUUCACAAGUUAAUUUAUGAAGCAAUGCAAAGGAUGCCAUUUGAGGCAUUUGAAAAGUCCUUAGCAAGUUCUGCGUCCAACCAGUUUGACUGGGUUGGUAUCAAUGUUCUGGAGGAUUCUGAGAGAGAAUCGUUUACUGAAAUCUGUACGAGCAAGCAGGUCAAUGAUGCAAAAAGGGCUUAUGAUACGUUCGUGGAAAAACGAAGCGAAGAGAAUCCUACGUUUGCCCUCUGGUCCAAAUAUAUCGACAUGGUUCAACUACUCCUACUCUACAUCAGAGCAACGAGAACAUCAAAUUGGGAACUAAACCUUAGUUCACUCCGGUCAAUGAUCCCCUGGUUUUUUGCAACGGAUCGAGUGAAUUACUCCAGAUACGCGCCCUGCUACUGGCUUGAAAUGUUGUGUUUAGAGAAAACUCACCCCUGUAAGUGACGAUCACUAUUCAUUUUGUGUUACUCGUAUACGUUAAAUUAUAUUAUUAGAUUUGCUUCUGAAUCUUGAAACUAAUUUUCUGUAUAGUAAUUAAAUGAGUUCUCUUUUUAUGUUUUUUCUAUAAUUCCUGUGGAGAUGUGGCAGCUAACAUUGGAGAUAACUGGACCGUACGACAGAACGAGCAUGCUUUUUCAAGCGUGGCGUGUGAUCAAACGAUCGAGAAGACCCUGAAUAGGUUAGUAGUCCUUUAUCGUUGCCUCGAAAAACAUUUAAUAUAGCGGUUUCGUGUUAAUAUAGCUUACAUCAAUACGAUUAUUGUAAUAACAUACAUUUUUUUCUUGUUUUGAACAGAGAUUCGAAAAUGAAAGGUGGUCUUGUGGGGAUAACGUUAAACAAGGGAGCAGUGCAUCGCUGGAUAAUGGGUCAAGCAGAAAGGAGUGCAAUCACUACACAAUGUGAAGCCAUGGCAAGUGUCACUGAUAUCAAACGGUCUGUAACGAAGAUACCACAUAAAAACACACAAUAAAACACGCAAAUGUAAACUGUCAUUGUGCAUAAUUCAUCAUCCACGUGCGUCAUAUUUUUAUUUAUUUUGUAUUGUUUUUGUUAUGCAUUUUUUGCAGAAAUAAAAUGAUAAAAAAUUCUUACCUAGGUCGAGAAAAGAUUUAGACAAGAAAAGGAUAGCAGCAGACCAGAAAGCAGCUACAAAUGUCAUUCAAACUGUACAGACUAUGAUAAACCCUUUUGACAAUGAAUACCAAGGGUUGGUGCACUUAGCAAGUGGAUUUGUCGCUACUGUGUCAGUAACCAGUGAUAUGAAAACCAUGCUCGAGAAAGGCGAAUGUGCUGCAGUUGAGUUUAUGGAGUCCAAUAUUGUAGGAGAAGAACCUGACAUUUACACCAAGAUAAAGAAGACGCAGUUACAGACAUUCUCUCUUAUUGGUAAGAAGGUCAAUAGCAAAAGUAAGAAAGGUGAGUUUGUCGCCCUGAAAAACUCAAAAGCGCUUUUUGCGAAAAUGCUUCUGAUAGCCAAGAGUCGCAAUUUGGAGAUGGAGGAAGUGUUGACGUAUUCUCUCCGGCCGUAUCCACACCCAUUGGCUACGAAUGAAGGUGACCUCGUAAAGACUGUUAAAGCUAAAUUGCUCAAAAUGAUUGAAGAUGAAAUACAAGAUGGUUCAGUUGACCUUCCUGUUGGAGACAAAGCAUAUAUUUUUUAUGCCAUGGCAAUAUUACAAACAUUCACAGUUCUCCCAGCAACAUUUGGAGAACUUGCAACGGAUUUUCUGGCUAAGAUCGUCAACACUGCUGUUUCUUUAAAUUUCAGUCGGGUUGAUUUCAUCUGCGAUAGAUAUCCAGAAAAAAGCAUCAAGAAUUUGGAGAGGGACAAGCGAGCUAUGGGUGGAACUAAUGUCCUUUGUUUAUACAGCGAGCAACAGCGAGUUCCUCGGCAGUGGAAGAAGUUUAUGGCAGUGGAAGAAAUUUAUCUUCAACACCUGGAGAAAUGCGGAUUCACAGGCUCUGAAAGGCGUCGAAGUGUUUCUCGCACACGAAGACAAAUGUCAUAA